This is a messenger RNA of Caenorhabditis briggsae, 960 nucleotides long. The record is from RefSeq and is a predicted model, not a curated record. The transcript is spliced from 4 exons. NCBI's taxonomy places the organism in Eukaryota, Metazoa, Nematoda, Chromadorea, Rhabditida, Rhabditidae. The coding region runs from base 1 to 960 and encodes 319 amino acids.
AUGUGCUCCAAUACAACGUCAUUUCUAGCUUCAGAUGAAUUUUAUAAAAUCACACUUCAUUGUCUGUCAGUGUUUAAAAUUCCUCUUCACACCCUUGGAGCGUAUAUCGUUAUAGCGAAAACGCCGGCUAAAAUGUCUUCUGUUAAAACCAGUAUGCUGAUUCUCCAUGUUUUAAGUUCCUUUCUUGACAUUUAUUUAAGCUUUUUAUGUAUUCCUGUAUUCACCCUACCAGUUAGCGCUGGAUAUCCGUUAGGUAUUUCUGUAUGGCUUGGCAUUCCCACACCUUUACAAGUUUACCUAGGUUGUACAAUGGUUAGUGCUGUUUGUGUAUCAAUCCUUGGGUGUUUUGAAGAGAGAAAUUAUAUUCUCAAGAACGGAAAUUCCCAGACAAUCAGAUGGAAACGAAUUAUAUAUUUAGCUUCUCUUUACACAGUUUCCUGCCUUUACAUGCUUCCAACUUAUUUGUUUAUGCCUGAUCAGGUGAACGGAAAAUUUGGAAUACUGCAGAAAGUCGCAUGUAUUCCAGAAGAUGUUUUAAAUCGUCCAGGGUUUUUUGUCCUGGCUGUAGAUGGUACUGUAUGUGUGCUCUCAAUCUGUUUGGAUACAGUUUUUCUGUUCGCUCAACUUAUGUAUUUUGUCAUUUCAACUACAUACCGUCUUUCCCAAACUAGUUCAAAAUCAAAUGCAACGUAUAAACUUCAAAAACAAUUUAUGGUUUCUCUUGGACUUCAUACUCUGAUUCCAACUUUUAUGAUUGCGCUUCCAGUAAUAUAUUUAGCUGUGGCAAUAUCCCAGAAUAUUUACAAUCAAGCGGCUACAAAUAUAGCCCUUGCUGCUAUCUCAAUGCAUGGUGUACUAUCCACAGUAACAAUGCUUCUUGUUCAUAAACCAUAUCGGGUGGAAACAUUGGCAGUGUUCCGAAUGAAAAGAUAUCUUAACACCCGCAUCAAUACAUCCUGA